AUGAACGCAACCACGGAAAAUAAUGUCCAUAAAAGUGAAAGUAACGUUUCGAUAGAUAAUGUGUAUAACGUAACCAAUUUGAAUUAUAAUGUCGUUAAUAUAGAUAAUAUCGUUAACACGAAUAAUACGGAUAAUUUGAAUCUAGCAGAUGAUACUAAUGAUUCAUCUCAAUUCUCUCAAUUUCAAUUUGAUUAUGAUCAAGAUUUAAACUUACAAGCUCGUCGAAGAAAACGUCGUAAUUUAGAUGGAAAUGAAUUGAUUUUACCCUUUGUCUCUACUUUUUCAAAUUCCCCUACUUCAAAUUCUCCUAUUAGUAUUAAUAGUGACCAUGAAAAAAAAAGUUCUGACAUGAAUACCGAAACAUCUCUGGUACACAAACCUCAUUCGGAUUUUGCCUUAACGGUUUCAAAUAUUGCUUCUGUUUCAAAAAUUGGUUUAGAUAUAGCUGGUGUGAUAUCAAAACUUUAUUUGGAAACUGCGAAAUUUUCAACGAAAGCUGGUUUAGAUAUUGCUCGAACUGUUACUGGCGUAUUGUCUGAAAGGAUGGUACAAGCAACUUCAUUCGAAGGGUACGGUGGAAGAAUAAUUGGAGCAUCUACAAAUUUAUUACAUCGUUCUCUAUAUUUAGCCGAACAGAUUACUCUAGCUGGUAUAGGAGUUACAUCUGAAACUAUACAAAUUACUUUGGGAACUGCUACUGAGAGUAUGACUUUAAUUGAUACUUUAUUUGGAACUACCGAUGCUGCUAAAGCUUUGGCUGGAUUUGUUCAAUUAGUGAAACGUGAAUGGAGAUUUCAAAAUGAUGAAGAAGAAGUUCAAGUCGAUGAUCCAUUUAGUAUUCUUUUAGUGAUUAAAUCAUUGACCGCUUGGUCUUGUCUUCAAUAUGUUACGAAGGAUAAAUUUGAAAGAGAAUUAGGAGGUUGGAAAAAGGAGAAAUUAGUAGAUUUUUGGGAUUUAUGUUAUGAUUGGGUACAUAUAGAACCUGAUGAUACAUUAAUGGAAGAAUUAGAAUUAUUAAUUACUGAAGAAGAAGAUGAUGAAGAAAUAAUUUUAAUAAAUAAAAAUCAAAAAAAGAAUAUAGUUGUAGGUGAAUUAACUCCACGUGAAGAAGCAUCCGAAUAUAUAUCAAAAAUGGAUAAUGAACAUGUGAAACGAUUAAGUGAUCUUUUCUUAGAAACAUCAAAAAGAUAUAGUAAUCCAUAUUUAGAAGAACUUCAAAAUCAAAGUGAAGAUGAAAGAUUAUUUUCACUUUUACAUAAUCUCAAACGAUAUUCAAAAUUCUCAUCAUCUGCAUAUAAUUUUAAAACAAUCAUAAAAAGUCAUAUACCAUUUCCGUCACCUCAAUGGAGACAAAAAGGUACAUUACAUAGAUUUGCAUUUGCUAGUUCAACGGAUUUAUCAUCCGAUUCAAUUGUAGAUUCAUCACAUCAAAAAGUAACCAAUGGAAGUGGUUAUCAACCAACAUAUUUUUUAAUUCGAGAUCACGCCACUCGAUCAAUUAUUCUUGCAUUAAGAGGGACACUAUCAAUUUAUGAUUUAAUUGUAGAUAUAACAUGUGAAUAUGAAGAUUUUCAAUUUCCCGAAGAUAUUCAACGAGGUGAUUAUACUAAACAUCAAGUACAUAAAGGAAUAUUUAAAGUAGCAAAAUCAAUGGCCACACCAGGACAAUCAGGAGUAUUUGAAGCACUUAAACGAGAAAUGGAAGCAAAUGAAGGAUAUGGAUUAAUAUUAGUGGGACAUUCUUUAGGUGCUGGUGUUUCAAGUUUAUUAGCUCUUUUAUUUGCAUCACCUACAACUCGUAUGACUACAAGAUGGAGUAAUUUACCAUUAGGUCGAAGAGUUCAUGCAUACGCAUUUGCCACACCUUGUGUAAUGUCGGCUGAACUUUCAAAACGAGCUAAAACUUUAGUAACAUCAGUAGCUUAUGAUGAUGAUAAAGUAAUAGAUUAUCAAUCAAGACGUUUUGGUAAUGACGAAAAAAGUCAAGCAUCAAAAGCUGAAUAUGAAUCAUGGUUUUGGGAAAUGAGACAAAAUAUUAAAUCACAAAUGAAUAAUCCUAAACUUUAUCCACCUGGAAAAGUUUAUUGGAUUGUGAAAAGUAAUAGAACACCAUAUUUAGAAAAUGUAGAUAAAAUAUUUCAAGAAAUUUCGUUUUCUUCGCAUAUGGCAGUGGAUCAUUUUCCUCAUGUUUAUGAGCUUAGUUCCGAAAAACCUUUAGUUUUCACUUUACAAGUUCCCCCAGAUAGAAUAAAAAGAAUUUUUUUAUACGUUAGUCAUCGGUCUACCUCAGCAGAGGAUUUAAAAGAACACGCCAACGAACAUUAUAAAUUGGGAAAUUAUGAAGAAGCCGUUCAAUUAUAUACCCAAGCAAUUGAACUCGAUUCCGCGUGUCCAACUUAUUAUACCAAUCGCGCUGCUGCGUUGUUGAUGUUAAGAAGACCAAAAGAUGCACUUAAAGAUUGUCAAAGUGCAUUAUCUUUAGACCCAUCAUCAAUCAAAGCAUUACUUCGUCGUGCAAAGUGUAACUUUACACUCGGUAAUCUUUCAGAGGCGGAACGAUGGUAUACAAAAGUUCUGUUGGAAGAUCCAACAAAUGUAGUAGCAAAUUCAGAAUUUAAACAAUUACGUCAAGUUCAAAAUUAUAUUCACCUUGCAGAAGUACAUUUAGAAAAUGGUCAAUAUGGAUUGGUUUUGAAUUCUAUUGACAGAGCAACUGCUUCCUUAGAAGAGAUUCCUACAAAAUGGAAAAUAAUGAAAGGUGAAGCUUUAUUGGAGCAAAAAAUUUAUGACGAAGCGGGCAGGAUGGCAAACGAGAUAUUACGUACUGAUUCUCAAAAUCCAGAUGCCCAUGUAUUAAGAGCACGAAUACUAUACAUGGAAGGCGAUAAUCAAAAGGCUGUAGCUCAUUGCCAAGAAGCUUUACGUUGCGACCCUGACCAUUCAAAAGCCCGUAUUUUAUUAAGGAAAUCUCGACAAAUCGAAGCACAAAAAAAUGCAGGUAACGAAGCCUACAAAAAAGGAGACUUUAACGGAGCAUAUGAUCUUUAUACUAAAGCUCUUGCGAUAGACCCCAAAAAUGUCAAUACAAGUUCAAAAAUCUAUUCAAAUCGUGCUUUGGUUUUAAUGAAACAAGGAAAAUAUACGGAUGCAAUAAAUGAUAUGGACAAGGCAUUAGAACUAGAUCCAACAUUUAUUAAAGUUUUCCGUCGACGUGCUGAUGCAUAUUUAAAAUUAGAAAAAUAUCAAGAAGCUGUGAACGAUUUGAAAGCAGCAUUAGAACUUGAUAGCAGUAAUCAAGAAAUUCGACGAGAUUUGCACAAUGCAGAACGAGAAUUGAAAAAGGCAUCUAGAAAGGAUUAUUAUAAAAUCCUUGGUGUGUCAAGAGAUGCAUCGGAAAUUGAUAUUAAAAAGGCAUAUCGUAAAUUAGCACUUCAGCAUCAUCCGGAUAAGAAUAGUGGUGAUUCAGAGGCCGAAGUCAAAUUCAAAGAGAUCGGAGAAGCCUAUGCUAUUAUUGGCGAUCCAGUAAAAAAACAACGAUACGAUUCCGGUGUUGAUCUUGAGGGCAUGGGUAAUGGCGGAAUGGACUUUGAUGGAGUUGAUCCCAAUUUAUUCUUUCAAAUGUUUAUGGGUGAAAACCUUGCAAGUAGUAUGGGUGGUAAUUCAAGAAGUUCUUUUCAAGGAAAUUUUGGAUUUAAUCCAUCACGGGAUUUUCCAAGGCAGAGAUCAAGAGAAUUUAGAGAUCUAGAUAAAAAACCUUUGGAUCCUGUAUUUUUAGAUUUUGCUCGACGUGCUGCGCAUGCAUUAAAAAUGCCAUGUUCCGGUGCUGUAUAUUUGCCAACUCAAACAUCACAUUGGACAGUAAUAAAAGGGCCAUUUGUUCAUAAAAAAUCUCAAGAAAAUUUUGAACGUAAAACUCAUAAAAGAUUAUUAGCUAUUCGAGAUACUAAUAAAGAAGUAGUAGAAAGAUGGUUAUGGUAUUUAACUAAGAAUUGUCCACCAGGAAUUGGUAUGAGAGUCACACUUUGGGAAUGGGAAGAAUUAGGGGUGGGACAGAAAAUGUUACAAGAAGCUAAAGGUAAGAAAGAAAGAAGAAUGUUAGAAGAUGUAGGACGCAUGGAAGGAAUUGAUUCCCGAACUGUCGUGAAGGAAAUGGCUGAUAUAUUAGUGAAAGAAAUGGAAAAAAAGUUGGAACAUGAAGAUAAAAUUGAAAAAAAUGAACCAGAGAACGAUAAAGUAAAAGUUUCUGAAUCUACUAAACCUACUAAAUCUUGA
This is a messenger RNA of Diversispora eburnea, 4272 nucleotides long. Lineage: Eukaryota; Fungi; Glomeromycota; Glomeromycetes; Diversisporales; Diversisporaceae. The record is from the annotation of a GenBank genome assembly.